Zea mays is the source of this 1638-nucleotide messenger RNA. Its product is annotated as F-box/kelch-repeat protein SKIP20. Gene Ontology annotation, molecular function: protein binding. Gene Ontology annotation, biological process: negative regulation of cytokinin-activated signaling pathway; regulation of phenylpropanoid metabolic process. The coding region runs from base 106 to 1224 and encodes 372 amino acids. The record is from RefSeq and is marked validated. NCBI's taxonomy places the organism in Eukaryota, Viridiplantae, Streptophyta, Magnoliopsida, Poales, Poaceae. The transcript has a single exon. Gene Ontology annotation, cellular component: cytosol.
CGCACAUCCCAUUCCCCACAUCUCAAGUGAAGAGAAGUAGAACUAGUGGAGAGAGGAGAACAGGAGAUUAGAUCAGCUCGCACGCAAGCCAAAGGAAAAGGCAAGAUGCGGAGCCCAAGGGGUGGAGGCGGCCUGGAGCACGUGGAUCUGAUUCCCGGCAUCCCCGACGACGUCGCCGUGGACUGCCUGGCCCGCGUCCCGCACGCCUCCCACCGCGCGAUGCGCCGGGUCUGCCGCGGCUGGCGUAGCGCCGCCGCGGCGCCGGCCUUCGCGUCGGCGCGCGCCGCGGCGGGCGCCAACGAGGACCUGGUGUACCUGAUGCAGUUCGGGAACCCGUCCGCCGACGACGGGCCCAAGGACGGCGACGAGGGGCCGGGCAACGCCCCGGCGUACGGCGUGGCGGUGUACAACGUGACGACGGGCGAGUGGCGGCGGGAGCUUGGCGCGCCGCCCGUGGUGCCGGUGUUCGCGCAGUGCGCGGCGGUGGGGACCCGGCUGGCCGUGCUGGGCGGCUGGGACCCGCUGACCUUCGAGCCCGUGGCGGACGUGCACGUGCUGGACGCGGCGACGGGGCGGUGGCGGCGCGGCGCGCCCAUGCGGUCGGCGCGCUCCUUCUUCGCGUGCGCCGAGGCCGGCGGCAGGAUCUACGUGGCGGGGGGCCACGACAAGCACAAGAACGCGCUCAAGACGGCCGAGGCCUACGACGCGGAGGCCGACGCCUGGGACCCGCUCCCGGACAUGUCGGAGGAGCGCGACGAGUGCGACGGCAUGGCCACCGUGGCCGGCGACCGGUUCCUGGCCGUCAGCGGGUACCGCACGGCGCGGCAGGGCGGGUUCGAGCGCGACGCCGAGUGGUUCGACCCGGCGGCGCGGGCCUGGCGCAGGCUGGAGCGCGUGCGCGCGCCGCCCUCCGCCGCGCACGUCGUCGUCCGCGGCCGCGUCUGGUGCAUCGAGGGCAACGCCGUCAUGGAGUGGAUGGGCACCCGCCGCGGGUGGCGCGAGGUGGGGCCCUACCCGCCGGGGCUCAAGGCCGGCACGGCGCGCGCCGUCUGCGUCGGCGGCGGCGAGAAGGUGGUCGUCACCGGCGCGCUCGACGGUGUGGGCGGCUGCGGCGGCCGGCACGCCCUCUGGGUGUUCGAUGUGACGAGCAAGAGCUGGACCGUGGUGCCCCCGCCGCCGGAGUUCGCCGGCUUCGUGUUCUCCGUUGCGUCCGUCCGGAUCUGAGAAAACCUAGAUCUUCUUCGUCCUGUCCGUCCCUCCGCGAUCGAUCAAGAGACGUAAAGGCUACUGCUAGUGCUAGUGCUAGUACGGUAGUACCUGCUGUAUGUCCGUGCGCCAUUGCUGGAUCUGAUGAACACUGCUAGUUCGAGAUCUGCGCUCCCGUGUACCAUGGAUCUGGGCAUCUGCUUGGUACCCGUACGCCCUGCCAUCGAUUCGUCCAAGGAAGUGUAAGGUAAGGUGGUGACCCGACGCCAGCCAGAUGAGAUGAGAUCCAUUGAAGCCGACAGCCGAGGGUUGGGUGUAAAAUAUGGGUGUGGUGUUUUUGUCCCGAGGUGAAGGACACAGACUGUUGUUCGUUGCUCUUGUCCUACAGCCAUGCUUUUGGUACUGCGAUCCGAGUGCGUGUGAUCUGGAUGG